Molecule: messenger RNA, 2636 nt
Organism: Mycotypha africana
Lineage: Eukaryota; Fungi; Mucoromycota; Mucoromycetes; Mucorales; Mycotyphaceae
Product: putative alpha-isopropylmalate isomerase
Exons: 1
Coding region: 96-2342 (748 amino acids)
Biological process (GO): L-leucine biosynthetic process
Cellular component (GO): 3-isopropylmalate dehydratase complex
Molecular function (GO): 4 iron, 4 sulfur cluster binding; 3-isopropylmalate dehydratase activity
Source: RefSeq, a predicted model, not a curated record
UUUUCUUCUUAAAUUUUUCUUACAUUAAGUUAAGGUGCAUUUCUAUAUUCUCGAACACCCUUUAAACAAUUCGAAGGAUAUUAGAUUCUAUUACAAUGGCUCGCACGCUCUAUGAUAAAGUCUGGGACGACCACAUUAUUGACCAGCAAGAAGAUGGUACCUGCUUGAUUUAUAUCGACAGACAUCUUGUACACGAAGUCACCAGCCCUCAAGCUUUUGAAGGCCUUCGCAACGCUGGACGACCUGUUCGUCGUCCUGAUUGCACUCUUGCAACAGUCGAUCACAAUAUUCCUACAACUUCCAGAAAGAACUUUAAGGAUAUUACCUCGUUCAUUCAAGAGUCCGACUCUAGAACGCAAUGUGAAACUUUGGAACAAAACAUUCAAGCAUUUGGUUUGACUUACUUUGGUAUGGAAGACAAACGACAAGGUAUUGUUCAUGUUAUUGGUCCUGAACAAGGCUUUACUCUUCCUGCCACUACUGUUGUUUGCGGUGACUCUCAUACAUCCACUCAUGGUGCCUUUGGUGCACUUGCUUUUGGUAUUGGUACGUCAGAAGUAGAGCAUGUGCUUGCAACUCAAACGCUGCUUCAGAAAAAAUCAAAGAACAUGCGUAUCCGUGUCCAAGGCAAAGUGUGUGCCGGUGUUACUUCCAAGGAUAUUGUUCUUCAUAUUAUUGGUGUGAUCGGCACUGCUGGCGGUACAGGUUGUGUUAUUGAAUUCUGCGGUGAUGCAAUUGAAGCGCUUUCUAUGGAAGCUAGAAUGUCUAUGUGCAAUAUGUCUAUUGAAGCAGGCGCUCGUGCUGGCAUGAUUGCUCCUGACGAGGUUACAUUUGCCUAUCUGCGUGAUAAACCACUUGCACCUAAAGGAGCUGAUUGGGAUCGUGCUGUCAAAUAUUGGAAAACGCUUAAAUCAGAUCCUGAUGCUAAAUACGAUAUCAAGGUCGAAAUUAAUGCAGCUGAUAUUGCGCCUACUGUCACUUGGGGUACUAGCCCACAAGAUGUUGUUGCUAUUACCGGCUCUACACCUGAUCCUGCAACUAUUUCCAAUCCUGCACGUCGCGCAGCAGUUGAACGUGCUCUUGAGUACAUCGGUAUUGCUCCCAAUACACCUAUGAAAGAAGUUAAGAUUGAUAAAGUCUUUAUUGGAAGUUGUACAAACUCUCGUAUUGAAGAUCUUCGUGCGGCAGCAGCUAUUGUGAAGGGUAAUCAUACUGCUGAAUGGGUAUAUGCUAUGGUUGUUCCUGGCUCAGGUCUCGUUAAGCGACAAGCAGAACGUGAAGGCUUGGACAAAAUCUUUACAGAUGCUGGUUUUGAUUGGAGAGAAGCGGGCUGUUCUAUGUGUCUUGGUAUGAAUCCUGAUCAGCUCAAGCCUGGUGAACGUUGUGCUUCUACUUCCAAUCGUAAUUUCGAAGGUCGCCAAGGCGCUGGUGGACGAACUCAUUUAGUCAGUCCUGCAAUGGCUGCUGCAGCAGGUAUCAAAGGUUACUUUACUGAUGUACGAGAAAUGGAAGUCUCAGAAAUCCCUGGUACACCCAAGCAGCAAAGUCCUCGCGAAGUCGUCGCAGAAUUCGAAUCUGAACAAGCUGAGGACAGUACGGCUGAAUCUAGCUCUGAGGAAUGCUCUCCUAUUACUCCUCCUUCUGACAGUAAUUCAAGCUCUGGCAUGCCCAAAUUUACAAAUCUCAAGGGUUACGCUGCUCCUCUAGAUAUUUCCAAUGUUGACACUGAUAUGAUCAUUCCCAAACAAUUUUUAAAGACAAUCAAGCGUACUGGCCUUGGUAGUGCUCUUUUCUGGGCUCUUCGCUACAAUACUACGACCGGCGAAGAAAACUCUCAAUUUAUACUAAAUCAAGAACCUUACCGACAGGCACGUAUUUUGGUGUGUACUGGUCCAAACUUUGGCUGUGGUAGUUCUCGUGAACAUGCUCCUUGGGCAUUCAAUGAUUUUGGCAUUCGCUGUAUUAUUGCACCAAGUUUUGCUGAUAUCUUUUACAACAACUGCUUCAAGAAUGGUAUGCUUCCUAUUGUACUUCCUCAAGAACAAGUUGAGUCUCUUGCUGCUGAGGCCAAGAAGGGUGUAAAAGUAGAAAUUGAUCUGGUGAACCAGAAGAUUCACUUUGCUGAUCAAGUGAUCUCCUUUGAUGUGGAACCCUUCCGCAAACAUUGUCUUGUCAACGGAUUUGAUGAUAUUGGACUCACAAUGCAAAAGUCUGAUAAAAUUGCAGACUUUGAAAGAAAACGAACAGAUACUUGGCCAUGGUUGGAUGGUAAAGGAUAUAAGGGUAGCGCAACAAAAGUUAAUGUUAGCAGACAAUCAAAGAAAGCCAAGUUAGAUUGGUAGAAAGCUUGUAUAUUAUAGAGAAUAGGAUUCAAUGCUUGUGAAAAGUCUACGUCCAUUCAGCCCCCUUAUUCCAAUCAUCGUUUUUAACAAACUUCAUACAUCAUUCAUAUACUUAUUAUAAUUGCUCAAGGUUGAUAAAUAAACUAUUCACAUCGAAAUUCUUCUGUAAAACCGUUCGUACAAAGUUAGGCGCGGUUUACGGAAGCAGAUCUCCAUUUUUUUUUUUUCGCUUCAGAAUGUUCAGUUACAAAGUGAGAAUUCUUAAUGUAAUUUUACGGUUUGAAACACCUAAUU